CCCUCCCCUCCUGCCUUUCACAUGAUCUGAAAGCUCCCUCUGAGAUAGAAACAGGAAUGUGGAAAGGAGCGACAACAUCGAUGGCAGAGGGAAGCCACAGACUCUCCACAAUGCGUUCAUUUUGCGCUGCUUUAAUCGGGCUGACAUUCAUCCUUCACACUCAUGCAGUUCAUUGGACAGAGGAAAAGUUGAGGCACACAGCGCUCCAACUGAGCGAAGAUGAGAUCCGUGCCGCCCUUUCUCACACCGAUCUGGAGCAAAUGUGGCAGAGAGACCUGAGGCCGCUGCUGGUUACACGGUACCCGAGCUCUGCUGGCAGCCAGGCAGUACAGAACCAUAUAAAAACAACCCUCAGUUCCCUUGGAGCAGGCUGGGAGGUGACCGAGGACAGUUUUCAGUCACAAACUCCCUAUGGCCAGCUGCCCUUCACCAACCUGGUUGCCACCCUGAACCCGUCAGCUAAACGUCACUUGGUUCUUGCCUGUCACUACGACUCCAAGUACUACCCCCCUCAGUGGCAUGGAAGGCAGUUCCAAGGUGCUACCGAUUCCGCUGUCCCAUGCGCCAUGAUGUUGGAGCUGGCACGAGCCCUGGAUGAAGAACUGAAAAGUCAGAAGAGCUCCAGCGCCAACCUGACCCUGCAGUUGAUAUUCUUUGAUGGAGAGGAGGCACUCUUCCAGUGGACCUCCACGGACUCGCUGUAUGGCUCUCGCCACCUGGCAGAGAAGAUGGAGGCGACUGCACAUCCCGAAGGAGCCAGUGACACCAACCAACUGCAUGGCAUAGAUCUGUUUGUGCUGCUGGACCUUAUCGGGGGCCCUCGCCCCACCUUCGGAAACCAGUUUCCUGAUACCACGUCCUGGCUCACCAGGCUGCAGGACAUUGAGAAACGCUUGCAUUCCAUGAACCAGCUGGUUAACCACUCAAACAGCGUGCAGUACUUCUGGCCGGAUCGUCCUGUGGGCAGAAUUCUCGACGACCAUAUACCAUUCCUGCACAGAGGUGUUCGGGUCCUCCACCUCAUACCCUACCCCUUCCCGUCCGUGUGGCACACGUUUGACGACAACGAAGAGAACCUGGAUCGCCCCACAAUUGAGAACCUCAAUAAGAUCCUGCAGGUUUUUGUUCUGGAAUACCUCAACACCAGGCCCAGCAUUCCUUCGAACCCACAAAAUGCCCCGUGACAUUUCCCAUCUUUGUCUCGUGGUGAUGCAAAGCUCUCCACCUGAAAGAAUACAAUAGGUCAGAGGUUGUAACUCAGCGUAUGCAGGAAUCACACAUAGAAGUCUAAUUUGUUUGUCAUAAAAGAAGCUUACUUUCGAAAGGCAUAGUAAAAGAGAUUAGAGUACCUUGCAAAGUGUUUUCAUCCCUUUAAACAAUUUGUAACAACACAGCCACAAAUAUCUAAGUGUUUUAUCAAGAUUUUGCAUGACAAACCGAUACAAAGUAGUGCAUUGCUGUAAAGUAGAAGGAAACUCUUUAAAAGAGCGAAGUGCAUUUAUGCGCGUCCCCUUUUACCCAGAUAUCCCUGAAUAAAGAUCCUGUGCAUCCCUAUUAGUUUGCUGGAGAAUAUAACUGAAAUAAACACAAGUCCAGACCUAAUCUGUAACAAAACUUGAGCACAGCUGAUCAAGUCAAAUCUGCCUGAGCUUGAGCUAUUUUGUGAAGAAUGGGCAAAAUUGUAACCACUUUGUGGUGGUCUAUCACGUACAAUCCAUGAAAAAUACUUUUAAGUCUGGAGAUUUAACUUAAAAGAAAAAAAAAGUUUAGGUGGUAUGAAUACUUUUCCAAAGAGCAGCGGAAGCUUUCUUUUAAUGCUUUCAACAACAAGAUCCCUUUCCAUGACGUUCAGUCUUUUCUGAUUCAGGCCGUUAUCAACACUAUGGAGACAUCUGUGUGUUGGUUGUAAUGUCUACAGUCAUAUUCAAUAAAUUUGAAUAUUUCUGAAAAGUUCAUUUAUUUCAGUAACUCUAUUCCCUAAGGGAAACACAUUAUAUUGAUUAACACAGACCGAUGACGUUUUAAACCACCUCCAGUGAAUAAACACACAGCAUUUAAGAUUAGAAUAUUGCAUCCGUCCAAUAAAAAAGCAAAAUUAUUCAUGUAGAAAUGGGGCCUGAAUGAAAUGUAAGUUUAAUACCGCCUUAAAGGUACUUUUUUUUUUCAAAUGGCACUUUUAAUCUGACAAUUAACCCUUUUAAAAUGCGUAUUCAAAUCUACUGAACAUGACAAUAUAUCAUUUCUUCCUAAAAGGAAGAAGAAAUACAAGGUUAAAAGGAAGUAAAUGUAAUUACACCUUUUCAGCUGGUGAGUUUAAACAAAAUGUUACCCCUCAAAGCUGAUAGCUUUGUAGUUAAUAUGUACAGAAACCUCUAAAUCUUGUAGUCGAUUGCCAUCCAUGUCCGUGGAUCUGUUUUUUUUUUUUUUUAGGGGAAGUGUAACCAGGCCACCCACACUGACACAACUCAACAUACUGUGUGGAGUAAGAGAUUUUAACAGCCAGUUAUUCAACAUUUCCUCCCCCAAUGUAAAUCUGUGCUGGGUUUAGAAACCAAAGCUGUCAGUGGCAGGAAGUAGGGCUCUCUCUCACCGAAGCAACUCUCUCGAACCCUUUACAUCCUGUCAUCUUCCACAGAGAGGUUGAUGUAUUUUCUGUGCCAGUCUCUCCUUUGUUUAAAUGAAGCUGUAAGCCUCCUUCUAUUGUGUAAAUGAAGUUACUAAUAAAUGUUUCUGCAGAAAACAAA
Messenger RNA from Fundulus heteroclitus (mummichog), 2744 nucleotides. RefSeq names its product glutaminyl-peptide cyclotransferase (gene qpct). The record is from RefSeq and is a predicted model, not a curated record. Lineage: Eukaryota; Metazoa; Chordata; Actinopteri; Cyprinodontiformes; Fundulidae. The transcript is spliced from 7 exons. The coding region runs from base 57 to 1184 and encodes 375 amino acids. Gene Ontology annotation, molecular function: glutaminyl-peptide cyclotransferase activity; zinc ion binding.